AUGUUUUCCACAGCAGUCCUCAUUUCAGCUGCUUGGAUUUCCACUGCCCUUGCAGGACCAUGGGCUAACAUGUGUGCCAGCAAAUCUGCCAAUGAGAUCCGGACAUGUGACAGCUAUGGCUGUGGACAGUAUUCUGCUCAAAGAAGCCCCAGGCAUCACCCAGGUGUGGAUGUACUCUGCUCAGAUGGAUCUAUUGUGUAUGCACCAUUCACUGGGACGAUAGUGGGCCAGGAGAAACCCUAUAGAAGCAAAAACGCCAUCAAUAACGGCCUGCGACUGUCUGGAAGAGGUUUCUGUGUCAAAAUUUUCUACAUUAAGCCAAUUAAGUAUAAAGGUUCUAUCAAAAAGGGAGAGAAACUGGGCACCCUGCUGCCCUUGCAGAAAGUUUACCCUGGCAUACAGUCGCAUGUACACAUUGAAAACUGUGACUCCAGUGAUCCCACUGCAUACCUCUAG
Molecule: messenger RNA, 456 nt
Organism: Onychomys torridus (southern grasshopper mouse)
Lineage: Eukaryota; Metazoa; Chordata; Mammalia; Rodentia; Cricetidae
Gene: Lect2
Product: leukocyte cell derived chemotaxin 2
Exons: 4
Coding region: 1-456 (151 amino acids)
Source: RefSeq, a predicted model, not a curated record